CGCUAUGUAGCAGUACAACUCCCAGCGGAUCGAGCGUUGUCCGGAAAUGAAACACGGUACUGUCGGAAAAAGAAAAUGGAAGCGGUAGUGUUCAUUCUCUCACUUGUGGACUGCUGUGCACUGAUAUUCCUCUCCGUGUACUUUAUCAUCACCCUGUCUGAUCUGGAAUGUGACUACAUCAACGCUAGAGCCUGCUGUUCCAAGCUGAACAAAUGGGUAAUUCCAGAGAUGAUUGGCCAGUGUCUGUCCACAAUGCUGAUGUUGGUCUCUAUGCACUGGUUCAUCUUCCUCCUCAACCUGCCUGUAGCAGUCUGGAACAUUUAUAGCAGGUAUAUGAAGGUUCCGAUGGGAAACAUGGGAGUAUUUGACCCAACUGAAAUCCACAACCGAGGUCAGCUAAAGUCCCACAUGAAGGAGGCCAUGAUUAAACUGGGUUACCACCUGCUCUGCUUCUUCAUAUAUUUGUACAGCAUGAUCCUGGCUCUAAUCAACGACUGAAGCACUAAACAAGCUGCCAAACUGUCUCCUCAUCCUGCUUAAGUACUGUAUGCAUUGAAUCAGAGAUUCACAUUUUGUGUGUCAGAAUGCCUCAAUUUUGACUUUGACACAGUAUGUGUAUUUAACACUUCAGUACCAUCAAGACACAAUCUCCUACAACCACUGCUGUGUUUUAUUGUGAAGGAGGCUCAUUGAAUCAUUUUUUUCAACGUCUAUUUGCAACCUAUUAAAUUGUACUAUUGUACCAAUUAAAGUGAGUGUAUAUUCUUGUUCUUUUGUGCUAUGGCACAGUACAAAGUUAACAUUAAUUGUCUGUGUUCAGAAUGUCAGAGCUCAGUUGUGUGUCUGUCAGUCCACAUAUUUGUCUCCUGACAUCAUUGUAGUGUUUGUGUUCAUUCGAUCAACCAAGUCAGCAUGUUGAAUUGGGAGGUUAAUUGGCUGUUCAGCCAUCAUUUCAUCAUUUUCCCCUUUUCCACCUGUGCCUUUUCUUGUUUCUUCCGUAGGUAAAGUAAUACUUCAGAGUUUGAUGAGCAGUUUUUUGUUGACAUGAUUAUAAUCCAUACAAGGACAGGACCAGAGUAUUUCCUAUCAUGCAAGCAUAGUGCACAUGUGUAGGUAAUAAAUAAAAGUAAAACCCAACACUAAGUAAUAAUAGUAACUUUUUAAAAAUAGCAAUUAAAAAAUGAAAGUUACAAAGUGCUUUGCAGUAAAAACUAAGUAAAAAUCCUAUCCUAUCCUAAAUAAUUGAGACAGUUUCAAAAAACAGCAUAAAUUGGGGGUAGGUCAGUAAAUAACAGUGGGGUUUAAGAUUUGAUGUCAAACUUCUCCAAAGUAAGGUUCAGGGUGGAGAGGAAUGUCCAACAUGUUGCUCCAAAAUCUUGUGCAUCAUGAUUAUCAGCCUGUAUGUUCAGUCUUUGUCAUACUGUUUUUUUUCUUGUUGUGCCAGGGCUUUGCUAACCCUCUUGUUCAACACUGUUUUUAAUUCUUAUAUUAAAAAGUUAAAGAUUUUCAAAAUGAAAUCAGAGGCUUGUGAUGGUGUGAAAGUGCAAAACAUGCAGAGUCCAUUGCUGAUCAACACCCAGCCCACCUAUUUGUGUGUCCAUUCAAAACACACAGCAGUAAAUGUUAGUCUGGUUACAUUAAUGAGUGAACCACAAACCUCUCACAGCUUAAUGUUGUCUGAAUUUGGGGUCAUAAAAAGUGGUGCUGUACUCAGUGUGAAAGAAAGAACUGAUACAGUUUGUAAGUCAUGGCUGCUUUAUUAUUACUGUUUGAGUGGCAGUUUGAAUUUGAUCUCAGUCAUGCACUGAUCUUGAUGCUGUAUUGAUCACACACUGUAUGCUAAAGUGUGACAUUCUCUGUUUGACCAGCAGCUGUCUCAGCUUUUCACUGGGACCAUGGACUUUGUGUGGUGACCAAACAGUACAUCUGUAUUAUGAAAGCCACGUGUAGAAAUUUGUCUCUUUAGGGACGCUAGUGAGCACUAUCUCAUGCCGUGUAAAGUUUCUUUUUUUGGAGGGAAAAAUGUGGUGUUUUAUAAAUAAAAAUGACAGCUACUU
Messenger RNA from Scatophagus argus, 2057 nucleotides. It is a transcript of the gene cnih4, whose product is annotated as cornichon family AMPA receptor auxiliary protein 4. The record is from RefSeq and is a predicted model, not a curated record. Gene Ontology annotation, cellular component: endoplasmic reticulum membrane; COPII-coated ER to Golgi transport vesicle. Gene Ontology annotation, biological process: endoplasmic reticulum to Golgi vesicle-mediated transport. The transcript is spliced from 5 exons. Bases 76 to 498 code for a protein of 140 amino acids. Lineage: Eukaryota; Metazoa; Chordata; Actinopteri; Scatophagidae.